This is a messenger RNA of Aureococcus anophagefferens, 1781 nucleotides long. RefSeq lists its product as hypothetical. The transcript has 2 exons. The coding region runs from base 64 to 1752 and encodes 562 amino acids. NCBI's taxonomy places the organism in Eukaryota, Pelagophyceae, Pelagomonadales, Pelagomonadaceae. The record is from RefSeq and is a predicted model, not a curated record.
CACUCCUGCGGAUAUUAAUGUAAACGUGAAGUUUCUGGUCCGCCCGGCUGCCAGUUUGUCACGAUGAUCCGCUCCAUACUCGCGGCGCUGUGGGCGCGACAGGCCUCGGGCGCGGCGUGGAAGUACUUCGACCCGGCGCUCGGCGCCGACAACUGCAGCGAGCCGGCGCUGCCCCUGUCCUGCGACUACGCCAGGUGGCCCGCGCCGUCCUGCGCCGGCGAGGCGCCGGCGUCGACCUGCGUCGCGCCCUGCCCCCUCUGCGCCGACCGCGCUCAGGAGAUCCUGGAACGGUCCGAGGCCGUCGCGUCGAAGCUCAUGGCCGCGGACCCCAAGGCGCACGCGCCGCCCGUGAGCGAGUGCCGGCCCUACGUGCAGACGUCCAAACACCACCGCGACUACGGCCAGAUCACGCUGAACUUCCGCGCCGGCGGCGUGCUCGCCUGGGUCGCCACCGAGGCCGAGGGCACGGAGACGGGCGACAUCCUCGAGAUCGGCGCGAGCUCGGGCGUCGGGUCCACGCGGAUCCUGUCCGAGUCGCUCCGCUGGGCGAUCGAGGAGGGCCUCACGGCGAAAGGCCGCCGCCUCCACAGCCUCGAGUUCCGCCCCCACCUCGUGGCGUUGGGCCGGUCCAUGGCCGCCGCCUGCGGCUGGCCCAGCGACACGCGCCUCGCGUCGGCCGUCGACGCCGCGUGCAUGCCGACGUGCUCCGGGACGCGUCCAGCCGCGUGGCUCGCGAACGAGCGGUCGGGCGCGGCCAUGCACGAGGUCGGCGUGCUCGGCGCGCUCUGCGCGACGCGGAAGUUCUCCGUGAUCUUCGCCGACGGCGGCGCGUUCACGGGCGACGACGAGUGGCGCCAGAUCAAGGCGUUCUGUGGUCACGUGAAGUGGAUCGUCCUGGACGACACGCACGAGAAGACGCCCAUGAUCCUCGCCGAGGCCCACGCGAACCCGGACCGCUGGGAGGUUGUCUACGAGGAGAGCCUCUGCGACGCGUCGACGGCGCCGGGCCGCGGCGGCGCGCGGCGGCGCCUCGCGGACGAGGGCAACGGCACCGCGACGGGCCGGCGCCGCCUCGCGGUGCUGACGCAGCGCGAGCGCGCGCGCGCGAAGCGCACGCAGAAGCAGGGCCGGGCCAUCCGCGUGAACCGGGGGAAAGCGUCGAAGAAGCCCCCGGCGCCGUCGGCGCCGAAGCAGAUGGCGAAGAACCGCGGCAAGGCGGCCGCCGCGGACGCGGACGGGCCCCGGCGGACGACGUACCAGUGCGGCGGCAACACGCACAACGGCAAGUUCAACGGCAUCAACGGCGCGACGGGCGGCUACCACCGCCAGUUCGCGCUGAUCCGGCACAAGUGGGCCUUCGGCGACCACUCGCCGGACGUGCCGCCCAUGUCCAUGCCGCCGCCGCCGCCGUCGAAGAAGGCGAAGAUGAUGCCGCCGCGGAAACGGCCGCCGCCGCCGCCGGUCAAGGACCCCGUCGGCGCCGCGCUGCCGGCCGCGUUCAGCCUCGCGCCCGCGGCGCCGCCGCCGCCGGAGCCCGCGGUCUCCGCCGAGGCCCUCGGCAAGCUCGAGGCGGCCCUCGCCAUCCCGAGCCACGACGUCGCCAAGGAGGUCGAGACGCUCCCCGCCGCCGCGGCCGACGACGCCGCGGCCGACGAGCCCGCGCCCGAGGGCGUCCCGCGGGCCGCCCUCAUCCCCGUCUUCGUCGCCCUCUUCUUCGCCGGCCGCGCCUUCGAACUGCGCCGCGCGCGGUAAAUUUUGCGGACUUUAGGCUAAAGUUUAGC